This is a messenger RNA of Uranotaenia lowii, 2079 nucleotides long. RefSeq names its product probable pyruvate dehydrogenase E1 component subunit alpha, mitochondrial. The transcript is spliced from 4 exons. Bases 298 to 1554 code for a protein of 418 amino acids. Gene Ontology annotation, biological process: pyruvate decarboxylation to acetyl-CoA. Lineage: Eukaryota; Metazoa; Arthropoda; Insecta; Diptera; Culicidae. The record is from RefSeq and is a predicted model, not a curated record. Gene Ontology annotation, cellular component: intracellular membrane-bounded organelle. Gene Ontology annotation, molecular function: pyruvate dehydrogenase (acetyl-transferring) activity.
UCUCGGUUUCGGUGCUGGCGUAUUAAAAAUUUCUCACUUAUCUCAAGUAUCCUCCUGUGCGUUUUCCGCGGUUCAAAAUGCUUUCGAAUGUGGCCAAAAAUGUAACCCAGCGGGGAUUGUUCGGAAAUUUGUGAUUGCAUAACAACAAUCAUUAUCAAUUUUGAUAUACGAUAGUAUCCCGAACGAUCGGAGAUCUUUUACUUGGAAUCCAAAGGGUUCGAAUAAUUAACGAUCAAUAAUUAAGAACUGGAAAUAGGCCGAGAUAAUAUUUAGGAAAACUAACCAAUUCACGAAACGAUGGCCUUUAAAUGGUUAAGGUCUCUUUUUCAAGCCAAAAAUGUUCCUGCGAAGGCAACUGCGGCACUGAAAAAAAGUUCCGAAAAAACAACAAAAUGCACCGGAAAUGACAAGAAAGUUUUGACGACACCGGCUCAGAAGAAUGGAUACGCCACAGAAGCUACAUUUGAAACAAGGGCCUACAAACUGCACAACCUGGACUGUGGUCCAUCAACGUCCGUCACCCUGACCAAGGACGAUGCCCUCAAGUACUACAGCCAGAUGUACGCGAUCCGUCGGAUGGAAACAUCGGCCGGCAAUCUGUACAAGGAGAAGAUCAUCCGAGGCUUUUGCCAUCUGUAUUCGGGCCAGGAGGCUUGCGCGGUGGGUAUGAAGGCUGCCCUACGGGAGGAUGAUUCCGUCAUUACCGCUUACCGGUGCCACGGAUGGACCUAUCUGAUGGGCGUAUCGUACCAGGGAGUGCUGGCCGAGCUUACCGGACGCCAGAGUGGAUGCGCUCGGGGUAAGGGCGGCAGCAUGCACAUGUAUUCGAAGAAUUUCUACGGUGGAAAUGGUAUUGUGGGAGCUCAGGUUCCUUUGGGAGUGGGUAUCGCAUUUGCUUCCCAGUACAAUGGUAAGAAGGCAGUUUGCAUCGCUGCUUAUGGAGAUGGUGCGGCCAAUCAGGGUCAGCUGUUUGAAGUUUUUAAUAUGGCUAAGCUGUGGAAAACGCCCUGCAUUUUUGUGUGCGAAAACAACGGCUAUGGUAUGGGUACAAGUGCUGAACGAGCUUCGGCCAAUGUUAACUACUACACUCGUGGUGAUGCUGUGCCCGGAAUCUGGGUCGACGGCAUGGAUGUUCUCGCUGUCCGUGAAGCGACACGCUUCGCUAUUGAGCACUGUGAUAGUGGAAAGGGUCCCAUCCUGAUGGAAACCGCUACCUACCGUUAUUCGGGUCAUUCCAUGUCCGAUCCGGGUACCAGCUAUCGUUCCCGUGACGAAAUCGCUGAAGUGCGCCAGACUCGCGAUCCGAUCACAUCGCUGCGGGAGAAAAUUCUGCAAAACGAACUUGCAACCACCGAAGAGUUGAAGGAAAUCGAAGCCAAGAUUCGUUCGGAAGUGGAUGCCGCCACCAAGGUAUCGAAGACCGACAAGGAGAUCUCUGUUGAUGAACUGUGUACGGACAUCUAUUCCAAACCGGAUAACACCACUUCCAUCCGAAACACGCUACCUUUGGCUGAGCUGGCACACAAGCGCCUCGGAAAAGCCGUCAACAUGUAAAAAACCCAAAAUCCUAAAACUACCAGUGCAGUAAUUUUCAAAACACGAGAAACUGCCACCUCUAUAAAUAUUCGAUUAAAUGAACUAAAAGUAUCUCAACGAUCUAGCAAUUGAGUAAAACACAUUUUAGAAAAAAAGCAAAGCAUUUUCCUUAUUUUUACAAUUCAUUUUACUGGUUUAGUAAACUCGUUCCAUAAGAACUUAUUUCCCUAACCAUCUCCCACGAAACGAUAACUACCUUAGCUCAAAGCAACCACCAUCAACACCACAAAAAAAAGUACUAGUUUCAUAUGAACGAACGACCGGUAAACGGAACAUUGCAACAAUUCACGGGUACAUCUCAUUUUCCACCACCGCAGGAAGGAAGGGGGGCAUUUACAUACAUAUUUUGUGUUUCGUGUCCUUUUACUGUAUGAUUUUUUUUUCUUGUGUUAUACACCGUGUAGAGAGGUGAACUCAGCUCCACUCUAUCUAGACCGAUUCUUUAGUUGCGGUUGUUUAAAAUAAAUCUACUCACACCAUGUA